Molecule: messenger RNA, 1547 nt
Organism: Phodopus roborovskii (desert hamster)
Lineage: Eukaryota; Metazoa; Chordata; Mammalia; Rodentia; Cricetidae
Gene: Sdr9c7
Product: short chain dehydrogenase/reductase family 9C member 7
Exons: 4
Coding region: 2-943 (313 amino acids)
Molecular function (GO): oxidoreductase activity
Source: RefSeq, a predicted model, not a curated record
AAUGGCGGCCCUCACAGACCUCUCUUUUAUGUACCGCUGGUUCAAAAACUGCAACCUGGUUCGAAACCUCUCAGAGAAGUAUGUCUUCAUCACGGGCUGUGACUCUGGCUUUGGGAACCUGUUGGCCAGACAGCUGGUUGACAGGGGCAUGAGAGUGCUGGCUGCUUGCCUCACCGAGGAGGGGGCCCAGAAACUCCAGCAGGAGACCGCCUACCAGCUGCAGACCAUCCUCCUCGAUGUCACGAAGACCGAGAGCAUCAAGGCGGCAGCCCAGUGGGUGAGGGACCAAGUGGGCGAGCAAGGCCUCUGGGCCCUGGUGAACAAUGCCGGUGUGGCUCUGCCCAGCGGCCCCAAUGAAUGGUUGACCAAAGAAGACUUUGUCAAAGUGAUCAACGUGAACCUGGUGGGUCUGAUUGAAGUCACCCUGAACAUGCUGCCCAUGGUCAAGAAAGCCCGGGGCAGGGUAGUCAACAUGUCCAGUUCCGGUGGCCUUGUGGCCGUCAUCGGUGGUGGUUACUGUGUCUCCAAGUUUGGUGUUGAAGCCUUCUCUGAUAGCAUCAGGCGAGAGCUUCAUUUCUUUGGGGUGAAGGUCAGCAUUAUCGAGCCGGGGAACUACCGGACAUCCAUUCUGGGCCAGGAAGCUCUACAGUCGCGCAUGAAGAAGCUGUGGGAUCGGCUGCCUCAGGAGACCCGGGACAGCUACGGAGAGGACUAUUUCCGAGUCUAUACUGAAAAGUUGGUCAACUUGAUGCAGUUGGCCCAUCCUAAAAUCAGUGAUGUCACCAACAGCAUGGAGCAUGCUAUUGUCUCCAGGAGCCCCCGGAUCCGCUACAAUCCUGGCCUGGAUGUCAAGCUUCUCUAUAUCCCCCUGGCUAAGCUGCCCACCUCUGUGACAGAUUUUAUCCUGAGCCGAUACUUGCCAAGGCCAGCAGAUAGUGUUUGAGCUGGGGAGCUGAAGGGGUGUCCUGUGGGGCAUAGAGGAGGGGGCAAAGGACUAUGGGGUCACAAGAAGCAUUAUUAUGUAUCUUGUGGGCAUCUGACACCCACUGCUGGCUUAUGUCUCCCUGCUUCUGUUGGGGCCUCCAGAAACCUUAUGUGGCUCCUGCUUAUUUAGAGGGUUGCCAUAUAGACCCCAAGACACCUCUCACCAAGGCACAUACAUGUGGUCCCAGCCAUGGAAAAGUCAAGGAGAAGAAAGCUGGUUUCUGUUGAAUGACAAGCUGUGACCACCUCUGUAAAAUACCAUGAGAGAAUCUAGUCCAUGGGAGAAGCUCAACCCCCUCCCCACAGUUCUCUACACAAGUACUGAUUUGUGCAUAUAUGAAAUAUGUAAUAUAGCAGCAAGAUCUGCCAGAGCAUAGCCAGAGAAUGUUUUAAGUUGUUCCCUUUUCUUUGUGUUCCUCUGUCCGUAGGUGAUUGGGAUCCAUAUACCACUUCUUUAAUCACCAUUGAUUAAUGUUUCAAGUAUUUAUUGAGUACUUACUCCCUACCAGGCACUGAGGUUCUGGGGGUAUAGGAGGAGGAUGAAAUCAAGAUCUUGGACUUUU